AAGUUCCGCCGUAGUCAGUUUUCUGGGCACAGUGUAAAUUAUAGAAUUCGCAUGGUUUUGUGUACAAUUAAUAGUUAAAGACGUUCAAAACACAAUUAACGUCUUGUACGUUAAUUCUCAGACACACAACAUGGAAGACAAGGCGUCGCUAAAGGAACUGGAUCAAUGGAUAGAACAACUAAAUGAAUGCAAGCAAUUGACAGAAAAUCAAGUCAAAACGUUAUGCGACAAGGCCAAGGAGAUCCUGACGAAGGAGUCGAACGUCCAGGAGGUGAAAUGCCCGGUGACCGUCUGCGGCGACGUGCACGGCCAGUUCCACGACCUCAUGGAGCUGUUCCGCAUCGGCGGCCGCUCGCCCGACACCAACUACCUGUUCAUGGGGGAUUAUGUCGACCGCGGCUACUACAGCGUCGAGACCGUCACACUGCUCGUUGCGCUUAAGGUGCGCUACCGAGAGAGAAUAACGAUCCUGCGCGGCAACCACGAGUCCCGCCAGAUCACCCAAGUAUACGGGUUCUACGACGAGUGCCUGCGCAAGUACGGCAACUCCAACGUGUGGAAGCACUUCACGGACCUGUUCGACUUCCUGCCGCUGACCGCGCUGGUCGACGGACAGAUCUUCUGUCUGCACGGAGGCCUGAGUCCUUCGAUCGACACGCUGGACCACAUCCGCGCGCUGGACCGCCUGCAGGAGGUGCCGCACGAGGGGCCCAUGUGCGACCUGCUGUGGAGCGACCCUGAUGAUAGAGGCGGCUGGGGUAUAUCCCCGCGAGGCGCCGGCUACACGUUCGGCCAAGACAUCUCGGAGUCGUUCAACCACAGCAACGGGCUCACGCUGGUGUCGCGCGCGCACCAGCUCGUGAUGGAGGGCUACAACUGGUGCCACGACAGAAAUGUGGUUACGAUCUUCUCGGCACCUAACUACUGCUAUAGGUGCGGUAACCAAGCCGCCAUUAUGGAAUUGGAUGAUGCGCUUAAGUACUCAUUCCUCCAGUUCGACCCGGCCCCGCGGCGCGGCGAGCCGCACGUCACGCGGCGGACGCCGGAUUACUUCAUGUAGGCUGCACAUAAGGCGCACAGAAGGCAGGAGUGGGGCGGGGCCGCAGCGUCCGCGCCGCCCCCUCACAUCGAGGUCAAAAUCACCAUCACCUUCCCUACCGUGCGACUGUUGUACCCCCAAGAACCUUUCCACCCCCCGAGGUGAAGCCUGAAGGAAAUAGAAACGUGUUGUAAUAGCAGUAGAGCAGAGCGCCGGCCCGCUUGUUGUCAGCUUCUUGAAUGAAUGAAUGGCAUUCGACUGAGGACUAGUCAACAAAUGUGUUCUUAUUGGAAAUGAUUUUUGUAAUAAAUUAAUUUCGCCGCAAUGUUCAAUUGAUUGUGUAGGCCGGGCGCUCUGCUCCACUGGGACGGUUGUAGUUCGCUUCAAAUUUUUAUAUGUGUUUUGUUUACGUGUCGGCUUCACCUUCGUCGCGUUUAGUUUCAUCAUUUCCUUGUCGAGUCUGUGCCACCGCAUGGCAUGCGCUCAGUAAAGAGCCACAGACUUGUCUAUGGUUCUCUACUGAGAGUGAGUUCAGGCGUCGUACACAUUGGGUGUGCAUUUAUACAGUAGCGAGACCCGCCCGGUAGGCCCCAGCCCGAUCACUGUACAUUUCACCCCCCAUUAUGUCGGUAUGUUCAUUGUAUCAGUGGUUAGCACGCAUAACGUUCAUAAUAAUUGUUUGUAUGCAACAUACGAUGUAUCAAAGACACUAAGACCUCAUUAAAACAGCGUACAUUUGCUAAU
Molecule: messenger RNA, 1783 nt
Organism: Plutella xylostella (diamondback moth)
Lineage: Eukaryota; Metazoa; Arthropoda; Insecta; Lepidoptera; Plutellidae
Gene: mts
Product: protein phosphatase 2 catalytic subunit mts
Molecular function (GO): protein serine/threonine phosphatase activity
Source: RefSeq, marked provisional